Molecule: messenger RNA, 4426 nt
Organism: Pundamilia nyererei
Lineage: Eukaryota; Metazoa; Chordata; Actinopteri; Cichliformes; Cichlidae
Gene: mtmr2
Product: myotubularin related protein 2
Exons: 16
Coding region: 268-2208 (646 amino acids)
Biological process (GO): phosphatidylinositol dephosphorylation
Cellular component (GO): cytoplasm; membrane
Molecular function (GO): phosphatidylinositol-3-phosphate phosphatase activity; phosphatidylinositol-3,5-bisphosphate 3-phosphatase activity
Source: RefSeq, a predicted model, not a curated record
UUCUACUGCGUAGCCAGAGGUUUGGCACGAGAGAAACGCGUUGCACGCGAUCAGUUGUAGUUCCACAGAGAGACAGCAGAGGGCGCGCCCUCCAACGAUCCUGCCUGUGACGGGGAUUGGGAGGCUUCUGGGAAAAGAUGGCAGCUUCCUUUUGUUUGUGGGGAUUUGCUUCACUCGGAGGAGGGAUUUAAAAGCGUUCAGUGGCUCUUUAGCGGUAAAAGUCUUGACUCGCAAUACCGGUUAUCCAAACACUUGAAGAAGGAGAACAUGGAGAAGAGCGGGAGUGUCGAUAGCUUGGGCUCGAAGCGCUCCUCUUCCCGACAGCCGAGUGUAGAUUCAUUGUCCAGCACUUCCACCUCUCGCUCUGACCGCUCUGCCCAGGCCAAACCACCAUCUGCUAUGUCCUCGGAUUCUGUGUCCACCUCUGCAGAGUUUUCCCCAGAGCUCAGGGUCAAGCCCAAAAUAUCUGCCAAGCAGGCCAUCAGAGAUUCAGACAAAGAAGAACUGCAGUUGCUUCCAAAUGAAACCGUGCAAGACAUGGCCCAAGAUGUCACCUACUUCUGUCCUUUCACUGGAGCACUGAGGGGAACUGUGACUGUCACCAACUACAGGCUAUUCUUUAAAUCUAUGGACAGGGACUCAACAUUUAUGUUGGACUUGCCACUUGGGGUGGUGAGUCGCGUGGAAAGGAUUGGAAACGCUUCGAGUCGUGAUGUGUCCUAUGGGCUGGUGUGCAAAGAUGUUCGUAAUCUACGAUUUGCACACAAACAGAUGGAGGACACCCUCAGGAAGUCCAUUUUUGAAGUGCUGAUGAAAUUCGCUUUUCCUGUUUCCAAUGGGCUGCCAAUCUUUGCCUUUGAAUAUGGGCAGGUGUUUCCUGAAAAUGGAUGGAAGGUGUAUGAUGCUCUCUCAGAGUAUAAAAGACAGGGUAUACCCAAUGAAAGCUGGAGGAUAACUAAAGUAAACGAUCACUAUGAGCUGUGCGACACGUACCCAUCAACACUGGCAGUGCCUGUUAACAUACCAGACGAGGAGCUGAAAAGAGUCGCUGCCUUCCGAGCAAAGGGAAGGAUACCGGUGUUGUCAUGGAUCCAUCCAGAGAGCCAGGCAACAGUGACACGCUGCAGUCAGCCGAUGGUUGGGGUGAACGGGAAGCGCAGCAAAGAGGAUGAGAAAUACCUGCAGGCGAUCAUGGAUGCUAAUGCUCAGUCACAUAAACUCUUCAUUUUUGAUGCCAGACCCAGCGUCAACGCUGCUGCCAACAAGAUGAAAGGGGGUGGAUAUGAAAGCGAGGAUGCCUAUCAAAACGCUGAGCUGGUUUUCUUGGACAUUCACAAUAUCCACGUGAUGAGGGAGUCGCUCCGCAAGCUGAAGGAAGUUGUCUACCCCAAUAUCGAGGACUCCCACUGGCUCUCCAAUCUGGAGUCCACUCAUUGGCUUGAGCACAUCAAGCUGAUCCUGGCUGGAGCGCUGAGGAUCGCAGACAAAGUGGAGUCAGGGAAAACGUCGGUUGUGGUGCACUGCAGCGAUGGCUGGGACCGCACGGCUCAGCUCACCUCCUUGUCUAUGCUCAUGUUGGAUGGUUACUACCGCACCAUUCGCGGCUUUGAAGUGCUGCUUGAGAAAGAGUGGCUGAGCUUUGGUCAUCGCUUCCAACUGCGCAUUGGUCACGGAGAUAAGAACCACACGGAUGCAGAUCGCUCACCUGUUUUCAUUCAGUUUAUUGAUUGUGUCUGGCAGUUAACUCGUCAGUUUCCUGCCGCCUUUGAGUUUAAUGAAUACUUCCUGGUGACCAUCCUGGAUCACCUGUACAGCUGCCUGUUUGGGACAUUCUUGUGCAACAGUGAACAGCAGAGGUUAAAAGAAGAGAUUCCCAAGAGGACAGUCUCAUUGUGGUCAUAUAUUAACAGCCAGCUGGAGGACUUCACCAAUCCUUUGUAUGUGAACUACUCUAACCAUGUACUGUUCCCAGCAGUCAGCUUACGCCACCUGGAGCUUUGGGUUGGCUACUACAUUCGCUGGAACCCACGCAUGAGACCUCAGGAACCAAUUCAUCAGCGCUACAAGGAGCUAUUAGCAAAGCGUGCCGAGCUGCAGAAAAGGGUAGACGAAUUACAGCGAGAGGUGGCCAAUCGCUCAGCUUCUUCCGCCUCUGAGCGGCCAGGCUCGCCCACACGCUCCAUCACUCCGGUGCAGACCUUUGUUUGACGCUACUCAACCCUCGGUUGACGGUCACAGAAGCUGAACCGCACUUGUGAGAAGGUGUCAUACAGCAGUAAUAAGCCGCUUUGAUACACUACCACCAAAAGUCAGAAUAAGUAGUAUUUGUUACUGUAUUUGCAUCUCUCACAGGUCAUGUCGAGCCUGCUUGCAACAGAAGUGUCUGUCUCAGACCACCUGCCUACAGCCAUAUGUAUUCCUCCUCUGAGGUUGAGAGGAUACGUACCCAGAAUAGCGAGGACUGUUUAGCAUAUCGACCUACCUACAAUCAGUGUUUUGUUUUAAGUACACUAAAUGUUUAUGCCUUAUAUACUUUAUAGGAACACUUGCCUCAUUUCUUGCUAUUGAUUUGAAAGCACUAUAACUGAAGGAACCGUGAGGCUAUGCAGUGCUGCAGAAGUGAUUUUUAGCACAAGGAAACACGGACUAAAACAAAUUGUUGAGUUGAUAAAUAUUAAAAUGAAAUGUAGCUUAAGGGCUGUGAUGUUAGCUUCUUCUGAUAUUAAAAAAAAAGUAGUUAUAAAGUGCAUUAAAAAGCAGUUAGGGUUAGCUUUACAAAUCUUUUUAGAUUGUUGAGACCAAACGUUUUUUGUCAUGCGUGACAUUUCUCUCACCAAGUGGUUUAUCUUUUGUAAGUUUCCUUUUUCCAACUAUUUAACAUUAUUUAUUAUCUUUCGUUCCAGAUGUGUAUUUAUAACUCGCAGACACCUUCUGUCUUGUGUCGUGAAUUGAUUAGCUGCGUCUCCAUGCAAUAUUAAUAAGCUGCAAAGAUUAUGCAAUAGCUCAUUUGUCCCAGGAGUCCUAUGGGAACAAUUCUCGCAGAGGCUUUUUAAAGCUGUUAUCAGCCAAUCUUUUUGGCAGAAGAAUGUGUAACUACACAAAUAAUGGGCUUUUUAUGUAGUUUUGCAAAUUUGAAUAAGUACCCGUGCCUUGUCCUGAAUGACUGGGAAAAUGACAAAAGAACAGUGUGAUGGUUUCAGCCUGUAGCCUUUUUGCUGCGUAUUCAAAUAAUUGCAAUAAAGCUGCAACUCAAGGAUUCAGUAUGGUUUGUCACAUUAGCAUGUUGCUAACAACAGCAGCAUUCUCCAGUCAAUUUCUUGGGUUUUGUGGUUUUGUGUUUCAGAUAUUAGCCAACUCUAAUAACACUAGCCCUAUUUCUGAUCUUUCCAUAAAAAUAGGACAAAGAGUGCCUUUUACUGUAAAUUAAGAAGGAUAAAAGUCUGGAAUUUACAGUGUGACUGUGGGGUAACCUAAUACCAAAUUACAAUCUGAAAACAUUCAUUUAUUCUCUGUUUUAUCUUUAUAUAGUAGCGUUAAGACAUCCGUCACCCAGUAAUAGAUUCUUCAUGUGACUUUUACAUUGAAUUCAUGCAGCUAUAUUUGUAUGUAAAUCAUGUCUGCCACUGAUCUUGAUCGUUGCAAUCCUUUUAAAAUGCACAGCUGUCUAAGUGACACCAUUCCAUGUGGUUGCAAAGAGGCUGCAGUCCUGUAUGCACUUCAUUAGAUCAACACUUGAAUUUGGAAAUUGAUAUACUGCAGGCAUCAGGAACAUCCAACUGUACUCUUAACUGCCAAUGUGUUAAAAAGUUUAGUAAAAGUGCUGAUGCUGUGUAGUCAACUUUUGGCCUUUUUUUUUUUUUUUUAUAAAGGCAUUGUGCAUAUGUAUGCAUGUGUAUACUAUACAAGAAGCUUGUAGCUUGAGGCUUGUAAUUAAUUACAAUACAAACAGCUAUUUGUGAACCAGAAGUCUCCUAAUUUUGUUUGCAUUGAACAAUUUCAUCAAGAAAGACUACAACUGAAGGUAUUUCCUCUAUCUCAAUUUAUGUAUUUUUUUACUUAUUGGUUGGUUAUUCCAGUACACAAUAUCAAGAACCUCACUUCACUCAUAGAAGACCUUGCAAAUGUAAGACAAUCAGAGCACUCGUGGAGCGACACUUUUUUAAAACUGAGAAUUUGCAGGUAUAAAAUUCAUAGGGAUGGUUUCGCGUGUAGUACUCAACCGUUACAUGGGUGAGUCCAUAGUGUUGUGGUUUACAUGUUUAACAAGCAAAAGAUUCCUGGUUCAUAUUUGGGAGAAGACACAAGUCCCAUUAUGGUUGCAACAGGUGGAUCAAACCAGUAAAGACCAUGGUGUAUAAACUUUACACUUUCUAUACAAAAAUGACAAAUCAUGAACGUCUUCAUAUACAAUCUGUUGGGUUUUAUU